This is a messenger RNA of Galeopterus variegatus (Sunda flying lemur), 2103 nucleotides long. It is a transcript of the gene DBF4B, whose product is annotated as DBF4 zinc finger B. The transcript has 15 exons. Bases 67 to 1953 code for a protein of 628 amino acids. Gene Ontology annotation, biological process: regulation of cell cycle phase transition; positive regulation of nuclear cell cycle DNA replication. Lineage: Eukaryota; Metazoa; Chordata; Mammalia; Dermoptera; Cynocephalidae. The record is from RefSeq and is a predicted model, not a curated record. Gene Ontology annotation, cellular component: Dbf4-dependent protein kinase complex; nucleus. Gene Ontology annotation, molecular function: protein serine/threonine kinase activator activity; nucleic acid binding; zinc ion binding.
GAGAAGCGGCUGAGAGGGAAGGUGGAAGGGGUCGUGAGGCGACGAUUGCCUGAGCUGGAGAGUUCCAUGGCUGAGAGUAGCCUCCGGGCUCCGGAUUUAGGGGCUAAACGAGGAGUUUCCAGUUGUCUAGAAAAAUGCCAGAAGAGCUCACCAGGUACUGGGAGGCAACCCUUUUCUGGAAAAUCCUUUUACUUGGAUCUGCCUGCUAGCAUGAAUCUCCAGUUUUUGACAGGGGCCAUUCAGCAGCUGGGUGGGGUAAUUGAGGGUUUCCUGAGCAAAGAAGUAAGUUACAUCGUGUCCAGCCGCAGAGAAGCAAAGGCAGAGAGUGGUGGGAUGGGCCACAGCGGCUGCCCCACCCCCAGUGAGGUUAGAGUGGAAACAUCGUCCAUGGCCAAUCCAAAAGUCAGCCACACCAGGCCUUCCCAGAAACCCGUAGACUCGGUGCUUAUGAGCAGAGGGAAGGAACUGCUGCAGAAGGCCAUCAGAAACCAGGGCAGCAGCAGCAGAGGAGGCAGUGGGAGCAGCAGCAGCCUCCUGGCCAAUGCCCGCUCCUGGGGAGUGAGGAUUCUGCAUGUGGACGAAAUGAUGAUGCAUGUGCAACAGCUGUCUCUUGGUUCUUUAUGUGUGAAGAAACAAGAGCCAAAGAAGCCAGAGGGAACACGUCCAGCCGUGGAGUCAAGAACACGGAAAGUGGCCAGACUGAAGGCCCCAUUCCUCAAAGUCGAAGAUGAGAGCAGGAAGUUUCGUCCUUUCCACUAUCAGUUUAAAUCCUUUCCCGAAAUUUCUUUUCUGGGAUCUAAAAAUGCAAGUCCCUUUGAGGCCCUGAUGACUCCAGGCAGCUCACACCAUACCAGAGAGCCCAAGGAUCAAGUGCCAAGCCUGCAAUCAGCAACCCGCACCAUGCCCAGGAGGAAGAAAGGGUACUGUGAGUGCUGCCAAGAGGCCUUUGAGGAGCUCCAUGUGCAUCUUCAGAGUGCCCAGCACCGGAGCUUUGCCCUAAAAGCCCAUCCAUAUGCAGAAGUAGAUCGGAUCAUCGCCCAGCUCAGCCACAGCUUUACAGAUAUCGCCUUCCAGGCCAGCCUCCCCAGGCAGUCAGGUUCCCCAGCUUCUGAAUGUGACCCUCCCUGUGCUGAAACUCUGCCCCCCAGCCUGCCCUCCCAGUCCAGGGCAGCAUCUUCCAGGAUGAAAAAAGAAGAUGACUGCCAGGCUCCACGCACCCCAGAGCAGGCUGCGACAGUGGACAGCACGAAGGCACCAGCUGAACCUGUGGGAGCUGGCAAGGCAGCAAUCUACAAUGGGCUUGCCCAGCCAUGGCCAGCCGCCCACACCAGGAGGCGAGGUUGGCAUAGCAGGACCACAAAGAAGUGGGAGCAGGAGGAGGCCUGGCCCGGCUUCCUGGCCCUCCACGGGCACUUGCCUCUUUGCAGAGUGAUGCCCCCCACGCUCCUGUACACAGAUCCUCAGGAACAUAUGAAGCAGAGGAGGGGCCAGCUGCAGCACUUACCAAGCUCCCUCCCCCAGGCACUUAGUUGGGGCCCAGCACUGACCUUUCCUCUGAGCCCAGGAUGUGGCCAGAGUCCCCUCUGGGGACCCCUCUCAGCUCUUCUCUGCCUCUUCAGCUCGAGCUGCCCACCCAGAGUUCUGCUCCGGGGCCAGUGUCUCACCUGCCAACUUCCGCCUCAUCCUCUUCCCUCCCUCCCUCCUUCCCAUUCUCCUUCCCCAAAGACCUCCUUUCUCCCCAUUUCUUGCAGCCAAGCCAUUAAUCUGGAGACAGAAAUGGGUUUGCUAUCGAUUCUUUGGCCACUUUUUUUUUUUAUUACUAUUUGUACUGUGGUUCUUCUCACCCUUCUCUGCUUCUGUGUGUUUGUCUCUUUAAAUGUUGAAGCUACCAGAAGCCUGGUGCUGUUCUCUGUCUCCUUUCAGAGGAGGAAAGGGGGACCUAGCUGUGGGUGAGGACCUGAGUUGUUAGUUUAGAAACAGAGCAACUGUGUGGACAGCCCUCCUGAGAGGUCGUGUUUGGCCUUUUUAUGCCAUUCCUGUUAAAUUUCACAAUUAAUCUUGGUUCAACAAAUGUAAAUAAAUUUGUUAAUAACAAAUAGCUAA